Molecule: messenger RNA, 2463 nt
Organism: Prunus armeniaca (apricot)
Lineage: Eukaryota; Viridiplantae; Streptophyta; Magnoliopsida; Rosales; Rosaceae
Source: the annotation of a GenBank genome assembly
AUGGCCUUCACAACCGCGAAAAUUUCCGAAAUGCCACUGAGGAGCUCACUCCCACUCACCUCUCACUCGUCCUCCUCUCUCAACUUCCUCUUCUCAGCCUCAAAACCGUCAUUUCGCCUCCUUAAACCCUUCUCUUCUCUCAAAGCCACCGAACACAGCGGAAACCCGAACGCCAAACCCUCACACAAAUCCAGAACCCCCUCCGCUCCUUGGCUCAACAAGUGGCCCCCUCGAAACUCUUCGGCCGAAUUACCCCGCCAAAAAGUCAACGAAAAGGUAAACGAAUCGCACGGCCGUGACCAAGCCGUUAAAGCAAACACCACUCGAUACUUUGAUAAGAACAAAGGCCAGAGCGCGAUUGAGAGAAUCGUGCUUAGGUUGCGGAACCUAGGGUUAGGGUCCGACGAUGAGGAAGAAGACGACGGUCUUGAAUUGGACGGUCAGGAUUCAAUGCAGCCGCCCGCAAGCGGAGAAGAGAAGCUCGGAGAUUUGUUACAGCGCGAGUGGGUCCGGCCCGAUUAUGUAUUGGCCGAGCAGAAGAGCAAUGAUGAGGUGGCACUGCCAUGGGAGAAGGAGGAGGAAAUAAGUGAAGAAGAGGAGGUGAAAGGAUUGAGGAAGAGGAGAGUGAAAGCUCCGUCAUUGGCAGAAUUGACAAUUGAGGACGAGGAGCUGAAGCGGUUGAGGAGAAUGGGCAUGGUGCUUAGGGAAAGGAUCAGUGUGCCUAAGGCCGGGAUCACGCAGGCCGUGCUGGAGAAGAUUCAUGAUACGUGGAGGAAGGAGGAGCUGGUGAGGCUCAAGUUCCAUGAGGUGCUGGCAUUAGAUAUGAAGACAGCCCACGAGAUUGUUGAGCGUCGAACAGGAGGGUUAGUUUUAUGGAGAUCAGGAAGUGUCAUGGUUGUGUACCGUGGGAGCAACUACAAAGGGCCUUCUAAAUCCCAAACUGUUGAUAGGGAAGGAGGUGCUCUAUUUAUCCCAGAUGUUUCUUCAGCUGAAACUUCGGCAAAAAGAAGUGGCAAUGAUGCAACUUCAGGUCCAGAUAAUACUGAGAAAGCUGUAAAAAUCCCAGCACAUCUUCUGAACAUGACGGAGGAGGAAGCUGAGUUUAACAGCCUAUUGGAUGAUUUAGGUCCGCGUUUUGUUGAGUGGUGGGGUACAGGAGUACUUCCUGUUGAUGCUGAUUUACUUCCCAAGACAAUUCCUGGUUACAAAACACCUUUCAGGCUUCUCCCUACCGGGAUGCGAUCACGGCUGACUAAUGCAGAGAUGACUAAUUUACGGAAACUUGCUAAAUCACUUCCUUGUCAUUUUGCCCUUGGGAGAAAUAGAAACCACCAAGGAUUGGCAUCUGCUAUUAUUAAACUUUGGGAGAAAAGCUCUGUGGCAAAGAUUGCUGUCAAACGAGGUAUCCAGAAUACAAACAACAAAUUGAUGGCUGAAGAGCUGAAGACAUUAACAGGUGGCGUUUUACUGCUCAGAAACAAGUAUUACAUUGUCUUUUACCGUGGAAAGGACUUUCUCCCAACAAGUGUAGCUGCUGCUCUGGCUGAAAGACAGGAAUUGACGAAACAGGUUCAAGAUGUUGAAGAGAAAAUGCGGAUCAAAGCAAUAGAUGCAGCUUCUUCAGGUGCAGAGGAAGGACAGGCACUUGCAGGAACUUUGGCUGAGUUUUAUGAGGCCCAAGCCCGUUGGGGAAGAGAAAUAUCGGCUGAAGAACGUGAAAAGAUGAUUGAAGAAGAUUCAAAAGCCAAGAAUGCCAGGCUUGUGAAACGAAUUGAGCAUAAACUAGGUGUUGCCCAAGCCAAAAAGCUAAGAGCAGAGAAACUCCUAUCCAAGAUAGAAUCGUCAAUGCUUCCUGCAGGUCCUGAUUAUGAUCAGGAAACAGUCACUGAUGAGGAACGGGUUAUGUUUCGCAGGGUUGGUUUGAGAAUGAAAGCAUACUUGCCUCUUGGCAUACGCGGUGUUUUUGAUGGCGUUGUCGAAAACAUGCAUCUGCACUGGAAGCACAGAGAACUUGUGAAAUUAAUAAGCAAGCAAAAGACCCUUGCUUUUGUUGAAGAUACAGCUAGGUUAUUGGAAUUUGAGAGUGGUGGAAUACUUGUGGCAAUAGAGAGAGUCCCCAAAGGAUUUGCUCUAGUCUACUAUCGUGGAAAGAAUUAUCAGCGACCCAUUACCUUGAGGCCAAGGAACCUUCUAACCAAGGCAAAAGCAUUAAAACGUUCAGUAGCCAUGCAACGCCAUGAGGCUCUUAGUCAGCACAUAUCUGAAUUGGAGAAGACCAUAGAGCAAAUGAGUUCAGAAAUUGGUGUUUCUGAAGAUAUAGCUUAUGAGAGUACCUCGAGCUCAAGAGAUCCCGACCAGAUUCAUCGUGCCUCUGAAUUUGUCCAAAGUGAGGAUGAAGCUUCAUGCAUGGGUUCAGAUGGUAGUGACGAUGAUGAAGGCUUUGAUCGGGAAGACGAAGAUUAA